UUUUUGUGUUUUUGUUUUUGUUGUUUUUGGCGAGGAUCGGAGGAAAAGAAAAGGAUGUAUAGAUCGGCGAGCUGGAGCCGCGUCUCGGAGGAUCAGUACUUUAUGCAUGGGUCGUCACCGUCGCCUAAUGAGCCGCAGAGCGGCCUGAGACGGACACCUUCCUCUGAAAACAACGAGCUGCCUCUGUACGACCCUAUCGCCGAGUUGGCUAAGAAGGAGAGGGCACGUGUCAAGUUUGCUGAGAAUGCCGUGCAUCUUAUUCCACUUGUCCUCUUCCUCUGCGCCAUUACUCUCUGGUUCUUCUCUAAUCCAGAUGUAGAUGUGGGAUUUAAAGCGGAUAUGGCAAGAAUCGAGGGAUUGACACUUGAUGGAGAAUUCGACAAUGAUAGUGAUGGUACUCAAACUGGAGUUUUACCCUUAAUAGACUUAUGGGACGAUCACCAAGUUUCAAACAAAUCCGCCAAGAGAUUCAAAUGAAGCCUUAAUUAAUUUCCAUUUUCACUGGGUAAUUAAUGACGUACACUACUAGCUAUGUGCUACCUGCAUCAUCUUGUCCAGAAAAAGAAAAGAUUGGUGGUUUUCUUUUUUUAUUUUUCUUUUGGAACCCAUAUUCAAAUUUGUAGCACAUAGCUUUAG
Molecule: messenger RNA, 636 nt
Organism: Corylus avellana
Lineage: Eukaryota; Viridiplantae; Streptophyta; Magnoliopsida; Fagales; Betulaceae
Source: RefSeq, a predicted model, not a curated record